Molecule: messenger RNA, 3061 nt
Organism: Selaginella moellendorffii
Lineage: Eukaryota; Viridiplantae; Streptophyta; Lycopodiopsida; Selaginellales; Selaginellaceae
Product: telomere length regulation protein TEL2 homolog
Exons: 15
Coding region: 1-2679 (892 amino acids)
Biological process (GO): protein stabilization; telomere maintenance via telomerase
Cellular component (GO): cytosol
Molecular function (GO): Hsp90 protein binding; telomeric repeat DNA binding
Source: RefSeq, a predicted model, not a curated record
AUGUCGUCGUCGCUGCUCGCGCUCGCCAGGGCGAUCGGCGAUCUCCUCGCCAGGCGCGAUUGCGCCGUGGACGAUGUCGUGGCGGCUCUCGGCGUGCUGCGAUCGGUCGUCUUCGGCGAUCGUCAAGAUUCUUCCAAGAUUGGAGAUAUCGCUCAGCUUGCAGAUCUUUGCAAGCAACGAGGACAAGGAGAAAAUGUGCUUCACGAGCCAGAAUGUUUUGGAAUCGUGGCCAAGUUUCUUCUUUACAAGGUGGCACCCGACUGGAUCGCCUGUCUCACGGAGAGUGAAAGAAGCUCGCUCUUUGAUGAUUUUUUCCUGGCGGGCCGUCCAAGCGAAGUGCUCAUGGCUCUGGUGCCGGCACUUGGUACGGAACAUUCUCUCGAAAGUGAGUUUGAUAACGUUCUGUGCAUCCAAGCCGAACGGCUAUUGAUCAAGUGUUUUGUGGAGAAUCCAGGAGUGCGUAACAUAGCGGAGGAGUUUGCUGAGGCUGGACAGCCGUCGCUUCAAUGCAUCACACAAGUUGCGCAGCUUGUUUCAUCUGUUCCUGACAGGGUGCGUCCAAAGGCUCCUGCGAGUCUUCACAGUCCAUCAUUUCUCAGCUCCGUGGUGUCCCAAAUUCUUUCGGCUGCCAAGGAGGGCUGGGAUGGUUCAACCGACAGCCUCGCCAAGGGGAAGUUUCUGUUUAUAGGGGAGCUUUUUAACAAGCUUUGCAGGCGUGGUCACGCUGAUGUUGUGGCUGCGAAAUUUGUUUCCGAGUUAUCACACUUUGUUCAAACGUUGAAAACAGUUCCCAAGGAGAUCACAUGCUGGCAAGGGGUAGUUUUGUCCAUGAAAGACUUCUAUGCUCUCGAGCGGAUGGCGGAAGCUGUAUUGUACAGACUAAACGACUGUUAUGUGACAGAACAAGAUGCUUACUUUACACUCCACUCGUUAUUCGGAGACCCGCUUUCGCACGCAAGUGUGAGAAAUAUUUUCACUGACAGGUUUUUACUUUGGAAAGUGUUUCCUUUGCGUAUUUUGAAUUGCAUACUGUCGUUCUCAGUGCUUUGCAAGCACGGCGAGGAAAAGAACAUUCAGAAAGAUAUCGCAAGAUCUCUAGCAGAAUCUUGGGCAGAAAAAAAUUACAUCCAGUCUGCAUCGAACGACCGCCAAGCAUAUGUGACCGCGGCUCUAGGUAUCUCCAUCAAAGCGAUGACUAAAGAGGAGAUUUCAGGAACUGACAGUCUUCUAAAAUUUAUUCUUGACGGUGUUAGUAGAAGGCUGGACAGCCCAUUUCCACUAAUUCGCCGGAUGGCAAAACAAAUUGCUCUCGUAUAUUCUAUCGUGAUCAAUCCAGAUAACCCUCUACUUCUAGACGACGAAGACAAUAUCGAGGAUCUUCAAAACUGGGAUGUUCCAGAUUAUUCGGGAAAGAAGGUUUUGGCUGAUGCGCCUGAAGCAGGGAACGAUGGUAUUGCGAGGCAGGUGAAGGCCAAAACUACAGUGGAAGUGGAUGAUCCGGAUGCUGUGGUAGAUCUGGCAAACCUUGGCGGGAACGAAGAAUCGGACAGCGAAAGUGAGGCUUCUCUCAAGCCAUAUGACAUGUCUGAUGACGAGGCCGAUCUUGACAAAGCAAAAUUCCCAUCACAGCUGAGUAGCUGUGCUGCGAGCUUGAGAAAAGGAGACGAUCCGGAUGCAAUCGAAAGAGCUCUGGAUGUGUGUGAGAACUUCGUCAGGCUAAUGCCUGACGAACUCGAGAACUCGGCGGCAGAUUUGGUCCAAGCAUUAGUAUAUGUGCGUUGUAGCGCCGCGGAUGAUACAGUGGAAGUCAAACGGCAUCGUGCACUUAUGGCUUUGCUGGUCUGUGCACCACUGACCAGUGCAGGUGUUCUAACAAAAGAGCUCUACUCAGUUCACGUUGACAUGAGCCAACGGCUUAUGAUCCUGGAUGUUUUAGCGGAUGCAGCGCAAGAGCUUGCGAAUGGUGCGGAGCCUAAGGAAGUCACUCGAGCGGCAGGGCCUUGGAAAGAGGUGUCGCGUCCAUUGUCGGGCGAUUCUUUGCUAUCGUGGGGACCGACGUACGAGAGGGAACUCCCACCGCGGCCCGGACAAGAAGAGCUUGGGAAAUCUCGCCGGUGGGGUAAACGGUCGCUUGAGCUCCAAGUGGAAAGGUUGAAGACAGGAGGAGGCGAGUCUUGUAGUUAUAGAAGAAACAGAUUUGCUCCGGUUGCUACUGCAUUCAUGCUGCCGGUAAUGCGAGAUUACGACAAGAAAAGAAGUGGGCUCGACAUAAUGGGGACAGACUUCAUUAUCCUUGCGAGACUUAUAAUGAUGCUGGGUGUUUGCAUGCAGUGUCUGUCUCUCCAGCCGGAUUCACCGGCGUUAGGUGCCGGGCUUAUUGAAAUGCUGAGAUCUCGGCCCAUCUUCAAGCAUCCGGAACCUUAUGUGAGAAGAGCAGUACUCUUUGCUGCUUCCCGUGUCUUGGUAGCACUUAGUCCUUCACAUGUAGCCGCACUGGAUGCUUCUCUUACCGAAGGUCUGGAGUGGAUCCGCGAAUGGUGUCUUGAAGUUGCCUCCCAUGAUCCAGAUCCCGACUGUGCCAAGAUGGCCGUCGCGUGCCUUCACAUCCAUUCUGAAGUGGCCUUUCAGACAUCAAGAUUGCUUGGGCCAUCGGGACCACCUUCGAUGUUCCCCCUGUGAUUGCUAUGGUUUGGAUACUAAAGGUGACAUACAGCGACACAGUGAUUGUCUCAAGCAAAGGAUUUUAUCUCAACCCGUAUCAACGUGUAACUGUUCCUGGUUUUCAACCAAGGCUUGGAGAUGAAAGAUUAUUGGCAAGACCAGAUUACAGAAAGCUUGCGGCUCGUUCAAGCGAAGUGAGUUCGGCGUGCUCUAAACUUGGUUGUCCGUCUCGAUGAGCUGUCCCUCCGUGUUCCCGUCGCUGCAGACCCGGAUGUUUUUUUAGAGCAAGCUUGAGUGUUCUGGCAAACAAACGAACACUUAAUUUAUCAAGGUAUGGUAUUUUCAUCCGAAUCCUGUGAAAGAUUCUGGUGCGAAUCAAAAAGCUAUAGCAUAUUAUUCA